This is a messenger RNA of Ceraceosorus bombacis, 650 nucleotides long. Lineage: Eukaryota; Fungi; Basidiomycota; Exobasidiomycetes; Ceraceosorales; Ceraceosoraceae. The record is from the annotation of a GenBank genome assembly.
CGGACCUAGAUGCAUUUGCUAGGCGGCUGGAAGAACAGCAACAACAAGAAGCAGCUCAUCCCGCAAACGCUAGCAAUGCACCAUCAUCGCCCGCCAUCGCGCAAAACAAAUGCACCACCACAUCUCAGCAGAUUUCCAAUCGCGCACAAUCCUCGCGUCAAUCUGUUCCUGCCAGAGCAAACGUUUCCUACGGUCUGGGCGGACGUAGGCGCGAAGAAGACGAUCUCGAAGACUCUGACUGAUUCCCCCCUCCUAUCGCUCUGUUCCUCUUCCUUCCCUUUCACAUCUCUCUGCCGCUUCAACGCAUCAAACUUUGAUCUUACCCCAAAUCUUCAGUAGCAAUCAAUGCGCACUCCAUCAAGCCUCUUCAGCCGAGCCGGCAGGAGAUCUGGUGCCAUUUCGAAAAGAGCAGGGUCAAAGUUAUGAUUGAAUUGAUCGGGAAGACGGGAAAAAUCAUGAUGUGCGCGUGCAAUUGUCAAUGAUCCGAAAAGGCGGAGGGAGGGCUUGGAUGGGGAUUCGUCAUCAUGGCGCAGCAGUCAGCGCAAUCGCCGCAACUGUUCAUGUCGGGGUUGGAUGAUGCGAAUUGAAAAGUUUCAGAAGUGCGCGCUCCAGUGCAUCUGCACCGCAGCGCAUCACGCCAAAGAUCGCCU